GUUCAGUUUGUUUUUGGCGUUCGUUCGUUGCUGCAAGAGGACUGGUGCGUUCGUUCGAAGCCCAGCAUAAAAACGUGAGAUCACCGCACGUCUUUAACGGCCAGUGUGCGUACGUAAAUACAGCCUCACCUGGAGCAAUCUUCGAUACACCCACUCGGGGGAGGACAAAAAAGGGGGCGAUAUUUUAGGAAUUAAAUGCAACAUUAAGUGCGUAGGUGAUACGUUUACAGUGAAAUCAUGAAUUUGUGCUUUUUCGUAUAAAAGAAGUGUCCUCUGUGCAAAAUUUAUGCAUGAUUGGAUUUAGCCACCGUUUACGGGUGUUCUCUCUCGCGAGUGAUCCGUGCGUGAUAAAGCAUUCAGUGGUUUGCAAGUGGUUGAAAAGGUGCGGAAAAUAGUGCGCGAGUUCUAAUACAAAAAUGACGUCACAGCGAUUCCGGAUUCGGUGCAUAAUAGUUCGCCUACAGUAAAUUUGCUGCAAAGCGACCAUUCGAUAUACGAAAACCAUCCAUAGCCAAAGUUAGUGGCGUGCGGUCAUCAUCGUGUCGCAUUCGUCGAUAUCAGCAUUGGGCGGCCAUAUCAUAUCGGCGUGUAUGCCGGCGGGUUAAAUUAAUGAGGCAGGUGUUACUAGCUCAGAUUGGUGCUGCUCGUGCUCUGAAUCAAUUGGUUCGAUGAGAUAGUGUGUGAAAAAAGCAUUGCCAAAAGCAUCGUUAAUUGCGAGUGUGCGUGGAAAACCGUGGAAAUAGUAAAAAUACACAAAAGUACAACAGAUAGUUGGGGGAAAAAGUCGGUGUGAAAUUCGUUGUGCACAUUCUUGCGCUUGUGCUUCGUUUUGUUUUCCACCUUGCUGCCGGUGAAAUAAAUGCCGAAAUGUUGAUUAUUGAAUCAUUGUGUCACAUAAAUAAUUAUCCAUGAAAAAUCGAUCGUGUACCGUGCCGGCUAUUUGUGUAUUGUAUCGAGGUGCAUACGAUCAGGGUCGUGUUUCCUCUAGAGCGGUGUCUGUUUGCAGCAGCAAAGAAUAAACCGGAAUUAUUUUACUCACCUGGUGAAUACACGUGGCUCGGUGGCAGUGCAUGCAGACACGGAGGCAGCGGCAGUGUGCAGCACCUUUCGGCGAUACCGCGAUGAUGGUGUGUUGAUGCUUUUUUAUGUGUGGCAUCAACCAUUUUCGAACCAAUUAUCGCGGGCAAAUUUAAAAAAUUGAUCAACUCUUUCCUCCGCUUGCCCUUCAUUUCCCGCCGUGGCCGAGGAGUCCCUUGGCCAACAGGACAUAAGGGAGUGAAGGUGGGAUUGGGGAAAAACGUAAAAUAAAUACAUUAAAAAAACCAUCGAGCGCAAUCAGCAAGGGAAACGCCAGCAGCAUACGCAUUGUGAUACGUCGAUGCAAGGUGUGGAUAAUCGGAAACAACAAUGAACUGCUUCCGCAGAAACUUGGUCACUAUACAAGCGGUGGCAUUUUCGGUGACGCUGUCAGCGCUGCUCACGCUCGUCACCGUCGUGGCCGCGGACGAAAUCCGGGACACACGCGAAGGCGAAACGGUCACGUUAAAAUGUCGCUUCAGCGAGCAGUCGGCGGCGAGCGAUUUCUCCUACUACUGGGCACGCUCCACCGGCAACAAAUUCGACAAUGUUGCCAUCAAGGGUGUCCAGCUUAACACAAACUACAGGAUUGACUUUCGACCAGAGCAGGGUAUAUACGAUCUUACCAUUAUGAACACAUCAUACAGCCGGGACAAUGGACGGUUUGAGUGCCGCGUGAAAGCGAGCGGCACGGGUGCGGACGUUCACCAGGAGUAUUACAACCUGACCGUUCUCACACCACCACAGCCACCCUUUGUCGAGCCGGUCGAGCUGCGGGCAACCGAGGACGAAAAGUUUGAUCUGACCUGCAGUAGCAUCGGUGGCUCACCGGAUCCAACCAUCACGUGGUACCGAGUGGGUUCGGAAAAGCCGCUCAAGUCGACCAUCACCAAGGGUGGAUCGAAGGAUCUGCGCACCUCAAGCACCCUAUCGAUCGUUCCUCGCCGGGAGGACGAUGGGGCAAAGUUCCGCUGCGUCGUCUGGAAUCGUGCCAUGUCGGAGAAGGACAAGCUGGAAACGACAGUCACCCUGUCCGUGAACUAUUUUCCACGAGUGAAGGUGGGCCCGGAAAACCCGCUACGCGUCGAGCGGGACAGCACUGCCGUGCUGGAGUGUGCCGUAGACUCGAAACCGAAGGUACCGAACGUACGGUGGACACGGAACGGGCGAAUCAUCAGUUCGUCGCACUCACACCCGAUACAGCGUGUGUCGGUGCAGGAUGCGGGCAACUAUGCCUGUGCCGCGGACAAUGGGCUGGGCAAGAUCGGCGAGCAAAUCAUUACGCUAGACGUGUUGUACGCACCGAUUGUCGUGAUCGAGUCGAAAACGUGGGAAGCGGAAGAGCGUUCCACCGUGACGAUUCGGUGCAAUGUCACCUCCAACCCGCCGCCGGUAUCAAUCGAAUGGUUCAAGGAGGGCAGCCCGGACUUCCGGUACGCCGGUGACAUCCUGCAACUUAGGGACGUUAAGGCGGAACAUGCGGGGCGGUACGUUUGUCGGGCGGUCAACAUGAUGAAGCCGUACAAUGGCAAGAUCGUUGAACGGGUGGGCAAUUCCACCGUGGCCCUGCUGGUGCGUCAUCGACCUGGCCAAGCAUACAUCAAUCCGAGCAAACCGAUCGUCCACGUGGGUAACGGUGUGACGCUGACCUGCUCGGCGAACCCACCCGGCUGGCCCGUCCCGCAGUUCCGCUGGUUUAAGGAUGCAGUCGGAGAGCAGCAGACGCCGAAAACCAUUUUAGCUCAAGGAACUCAGUACGUGAUACCCCGGGCGCAUCUCGGCAGUGAGGGAAGCUACCACUGUCACGCCGUCAACGAGAUGGGCUCUGGUCCGAUGGCCACGAUCAACCUGGAAGUGCACCAACCUCCCCAGUUCAUUGGCAAAAUGCAACAGCACAUGACGAAGCGUAUUGGCGAUACGGACUUCUCGGCCACGUGCCAUGCGAAGGGUAAGCCGCGCCCGAUGGUACGUUGGUUAAAGGAUGGCCGUGACAUCACAACCGAUGCCAACAUGUACCGCAUCAGCACGAACAACAACGACGGUCUCAGCGGCAUGGUGACGGUGCAGAGCACGUUGCUCUUCCAGGGGAAAGCCCGUCCGCACAAAAAUCAACUACUGCCAAGCGAUCGGGGCACUUACACGUGUCUCUUUGAGAACGAGGUCAGUACGGCUAACGCCAGCAUGAACCUGCGCAUCGAGCACGGUCCGAUCGUGCUGCACCAGUACAACAAGGUGGCGUACGAAAUCAACGAGAAUGCUGCCGUCAUGUGCAGGGUGCAGGCGUAUCCAAAACCCGAGUUCCAAUGGCAGCUGGGUACCAACACGGCCGCCCUGUCAAUGUCCGCUGAUGAGCACUACGAGAUCAACACCACCACCGACAACAACGACAUUUACACAAGCGUCCUUCGCAUCAACCGGGUUAAGCACGAAGAUUACGGAGACUAUACCUGUCGGGUUGGAAACUCGAUCGAAACGAUCCGGGCACCGAUCCGGCUGCAACCGAAAGGACCGCCGGAAAAACCGACCAAUCUCGGGGUGGCCGACGUUGGUUCCAACUACGUGUCGCUUGUGUGGGAUCCGGGCUUUGAUGGUGGCAUUACCAAUACGAAAUUCUUCGUAUCUUACCGCAAGGUCGCAAUCCCGCACCACGACCAGGUGAAGGAGGACUGCGGCAUUGUGCAGCAGGUCAGCUCGGAAUGGAUGGAGUACGACUGUCAGCGUGAUGUACCGUGCAGCGUAACGCCACUGGAUCAGUACCAGAGCUACGUUUUCAAGGUGAAGGCGAUCAACAGCAAGGGCAAUUCGGAACCCUCGAACGAAGUAGCGACCACGACAAAGAUCAGCAAGAUCCCCGUACCGCUGCACGUUGGUUUCGAUCCCGAUACGAAACAGCUUGGCCUAAACAUUGGAGCCACCUGUCUGGCACUGAUCGCGGUGGUGGAGACCAUCGGUUUUCACGAAAGCCCGAUAGCCACCUGGCAAGUGGUGCAAUCGAUACCGCUAGCAGUGUCCGGCAAUGGACCGACGUACAAGGAGCAGGUGCUAGAAAAUAUGUACUCCGCCCGACGUUCGAGUGGCCGAUCGAUGGCCAGCGAUGAUGAUUUCCCGAUGGCUCUGGAGGAGGAAAUCCCUCCGAAGGUGCGCGUAAAGCUGUGUCUAAAGUCAAGCCACGAGUACUGCGGGGACUAUAUGGAUGCUGAAAUUGGUCCUGCUCUCAUACACGAUUCCGCUUUCAUAGCAACGCCGACGCUGAUCGCGAUCGUGGUUUCGUGCGUAGUCUUUGCCCUGUUCGUGGGUCUCAUGCUAAUGUUCUGCCGCUGCAAACGCAAUCAAACGAAGAAAUCGAACCAAACGAAAGACUACGAGAUGGACUCGGUCAGACCGUCCAUAGUGGCACAGCAAAGCCAGGCACCGCCGCCCUACUAUCCAACGACUACCGGCCUGGACAACAAGGCGCUGGAGCACUCGAUGGAUUUAGCCUUGCAACUCGAAGACCAAAAAACAUCCGUCUACGCAACGCACAACGGGUACGGCUAUCACACCGGCACGGGCAUACAAGUGGCUGGCCAUAGUCUACCGGCCAACGAAUGGGUCACGAUGGGUUACACGGAAAACAGUUACACCAACUCAAACAACGGAGGCAGCGUCAAUUCACAGGAUUCCAUCUGGCAGAUGAAGGGAGCACCGCCACCAUCAACCGCUGGCCACCAUCCCGCAACGAUGGCCGCCAUCGGCAUCCAGCCGCUCUCGAUGGGCAGCUUGCAGCACGGUGGCUCGGCGUAUGCUACCACCACCACCACCACUACCGCUGCGGCCGGUUCGAGUACGCCCGGUUUGGCCUAUGGGUACGAUCCGAUUGCGACGCACUCGAACGUGUACGGCGGCGCGAUGACGAUAGGGGGUGACGAGUACAGCCAAUAUCCCCACCAGGCGGCCACACCCAGCCAGCACGGUGGCGAAGACGACUACCUACACCAUCAUCACCAUCAUGCGGUGGCGGCAAUGCGCCAAAGCCAGAAUCCCUCCCGGCAGCAGGAGUACUGCGGCGAUUCCUACGCGUCUGUACAUAAAGCAAAGAAACGAUUAGACCAGCCAUCGCAUUUCGACUCAUCAUAUCACGACGUUAGCGGUUUGCCCGAUCCGUAUCUGGAUCAGCAGCAACAGCAGCAGCAGCAACAGCCACAACAUCAGCUGCAUCAGCUAGAUCAGGAGGACAGCAAAUCACUGCUACAGCUAAACCACCCGCAAGACCACGGCAGCUUACACCUGCACGCACAGCAGCAGCAGCAGCAGCAGCAGCAACCGCAACCAAUCUACGAGGACAACCUGGAGAGCGGCUACUCGACACCGAACUCGCGGAAUCGUCGCGUCAUACGGGAGAUAAUUGUCUGAGAACAGCCCCGGGUACGGUUCGCGGAUAGCGGAUCGUGCCUGUAAGCUGGAGGUGUGAAUCCAUCCAUUUCCGGUUUUUCUUU
Messenger RNA from Anopheles coluzzii, 5552 nucleotides. Its product is annotated as hemicentin-1-like. Gene Ontology annotation, biological process: cell-cell adhesion. The record is from RefSeq and is a predicted model, not a curated record. Gene Ontology annotation, molecular function: cell adhesion molecule binding. Lineage: Eukaryota; Metazoa; Arthropoda; Insecta; Diptera; Culicidae. Gene Ontology annotation, cellular component: cell-cell junction. The coding region runs from base 1408 to 5469 and encodes 1353 amino acids. The transcript has 9 exons.